Ipomoea triloba (trilobed morning glory) is the source of this 1007-nucleotide messenger RNA. RefSeq names its product cytochrome P450 82G1-like. Gene Ontology annotation, molecular function: monooxygenase activity; oxidoreductase activity, acting on paired donors, with incorporation or reduction of molecular oxygen; iron ion binding. Gene Ontology annotation, biological process: defense response to other organism. NCBI's taxonomy places the organism in Eukaryota, Viridiplantae, Streptophyta, Magnoliopsida, Solanales, Convolvulaceae. The transcript is spliced from 2 exons. Bases 267 to 1007 code for a protein of 246 amino acids. The record is from RefSeq and is a predicted model, not a curated record.
UAACGUUGAAUUUGAUAAUGCAGAUAGUGGCCGGCAGGAGGUAUGAGUACCAGAGUGACGGAGUGGUCAACGAGGAGGCACAAUGUCUAAAGAAGGUGUUCAGUCAAGUUAUGUAUCUGUGGGGUGAGUUUGUCUCCGGGGAUGCCAUAUUUCCACUCUGGUUUUUCAGGUGGUUGGAUUAUGAAGGCCAUGUCAAGUCCAUGAAAAAGGCUGCAAAGGAAGUUGAUGCCAUCUUGCAAGAUUAGGUGGAUGCUAGGAGGAAGGAAAUGAGAAGUAACGAAGAUCAGAAGUUUAUUGAUGUGAUGCUUUCGAUGAUUGAUGAUCAAUUUACCAAAGGUUACAAUUACUCCCGUGACACAGUAAUUAAAGCAAUUGUGUUGAGUAUGUUACAAGAUGCUAGUGAAUCGUUUGCGAAUCACUUGACAUGGAUAUUGGUUGUAUUGCUAAAACAUCCACAAUCAUUGAAGCGUGUUCAAGAGGAGAUAGACACAAACAUUGGCAAAGAAAGGUGGGCAGAAGAUUCUGAUAUCAAGAAUCUACCAUACCUUCAAGCCGUUGUCAAAGAAACACUGCGAAUAUACCCACCGGGACCAUACCUAGUUCCACACGAAGCGGUGAAAGAUUGUAUAGUAGAUGGCUAUCACAUCCCAAAGGGCACACAACUAUAUGUCAAUGUAUGGAGAUUACAUCGCGAUCCUAAAAUUUGGACGGAUCCAGAAAAGUUUUUACCAGAAAGGUUCAUGACAAAUUUAGAAGGGGAAACUGCCCAAAACAGACAAUAUCAGUUUGUCCCAUUUGGUCUUGGACGAAGAUCAUGUCCUGGAAUGUUAUAUGCAACACAAAUUACACAUGUUGCAGUUGCUCGACUAUUUCAAGGCUUUAAUUUCAACACAGCUCCAAAUGAGCCAUUGGACAUGACGGAAGGCGGAGGCAUUACCUUGCGUAAAUUAACUCCCUUGGAAGUACUCGUUACAUCGCGUUUACCACCUGCUCUAUUUGGAUUAUAA